AUGAAUCAUAAUAAUGUAUCAAAUCCGCAACAACCAAUUUUUCCAUCCUUUGCAAUAGUAAAUCCUUCUGUUAAUGAAACAACUGAUCAAUUCAGUAGCUCAAAUCCUUUACCUACUGAACGAUCAAAUCCUAAAAUUCAAAUACAUGAAGUAACUCCAGGAAAUGCAAAUUUUGGUAAAGAAAAAUGCUUAAAGAAACCUCAACAGGAUUUUCAGAAUUUGCAACCAGGCUUAUUUUAUCCCUAUAAUGGUUAUAAUGAUAUGCAAAUACCUGAUGAUAGAGGAUAUUAUUCUGAUCCACAGCCAUCAUUUAACGUAACAAGUUCAGAUAUUGAUGGUUAUCGAUCAGACUCGCAAUUGCUUAACUCACCUUUGGAAUUAGAAGUAGUUUUAUCUCAAUUGCUUCAACUGCCUCAACUGCACAUGCCAAUAACUUCCCCAUUGUCAAGAAGUUAUGAUAGUGAAUACAUCUCGGAUUCUCAAAUGACAGAUGGUUAUUCUUCUGACUCGCAAAUAUUUUCAUUAAGUACUUCUCCUCAACCACAAUAUUACACUUCUAAUGACUCAUUCGGUAAUACCACAAAUUUCGCACAUGGCUCUCAGCCGUUACUCGUUCCACGAAAGAAUAAAAAGAAUGUCACAGACGCAUGUUUAAAUUGUAAAACCUCCCACUCACGAUGUGAGACCAAACGCCCUUGUGGAAGGUGCAGUGAUAAAGGUAUUCCGUGUGACCCUACUCAAAAUAAAAAACGAGGCAGAAAACCACGUUCUGCAACUUCUACACCUGAGCCAACAUCACCUAUUUCGCCUCUUUCACCAUCCCCUCAAAGUACUAUGCAACAACGCCCCUUUUAA
This is a messenger RNA of Cetraspora pellucida, 855 nucleotides long. The record is from the annotation of a GenBank genome assembly. NCBI's taxonomy places the organism in Eukaryota, Fungi, Glomeromycota, Glomeromycetes, Diversisporales, Gigasporaceae.